This is a messenger RNA of Aspergillus clavatus NRRL 1, 1836 nucleotides long. RefSeq names its product signal recognition particle subunit SRP68. Gene Ontology annotation, biological process: SRP-dependent cotranslational protein targeting to membrane. The coding region runs from base 1 to 1836 and encodes 611 amino acids. The transcript is spliced from 3 exons. Gene Ontology annotation, molecular function: endoplasmic reticulum signal sequence receptor activity; signal recognition particle binding; 7S RNA binding. Lineage: Eukaryota; Fungi; Ascomycota; Eurotiomycetes; Eurotiales; Aspergillaceae. Gene Ontology annotation, cellular component: signal recognition particle, endoplasmic reticulum targeting. The record is from RefSeq and is a predicted model, not a curated record.
AUGGAGAUUACCGAUUUUGUUUUCAAACAGCGAGAGGAGGUCCUCCUGGCCGGGGACUACAAUGCUUACCGGGCGCACACAACCCGCAAGCUUCACAAACUCCGCAAGAAGCUUGGGCAGACCACCCCUAAGGGUCGCAAAUAUACAGCCAAACCCCCCGUCAGCGCAGAGGGGAUCAGCAAUAAUGUGGCAUACGUACAUACGCUUCUUCUCAGCUCCGAGCGUGCUUGGGCACAAGCAAUGCACAUGAAAUCUACGCAUUCUGCAGAUCCAUCGGCAAAGGGAAUCGCAGGCUCGGCUAGGCGCCAUAUCAUCUCUCGCCUAAACAAAGCAUGCAGCUACUCCCAACAACUCGUUCUUCUGCUGGAGGAUCAGUCAGUUUCCGGUGCGACCGAUACUGAUAUCCUCGAAGCUCGCGCUUACCUCGCCUCUCUUUUGGGAGCCUUAUAUCUGGAGAAGCGCAAAUGGGAACAAUGCAUCCAGAGCUAUGCUAUCUCUAAGGUUAUCUACACCAUUCUGGGACAACGGGAGCGGAAGGACGCAUUCCGGGACCUACUCACAGGCACCGUUGAUCCUAGUAUCAGGUACGCAGCGUACCAGAUGAAGCUUCCACGGUCCAAACCUCUAUCGUCUUUGGCGAUCGAGUAUUUUCCUUCAGAUGCGAUCAUCAGAUCAGAAGUCGAGAGGGUAGACCCCAAUUGUCUCAAGGAGGAUGCGGCGGGAACAAGAAAGACCGCAGACGGAGAGAUCCAGCAACUUCCUGAGAAUAUCACUUGGAGGUCACGGACCGUUCCGCUGGAAGACGCCACAAUCUCACAAGCUCUCGCUUCCGCAGCUGCAGCAGAGGUACGCCUGACAUCUUGGCUUGCCGAUGCGGAAGGGAAGUCGGCGUCGUCAAAGGACAAGGCUGCAGCUUAUGACAAUGUGAUCAUUGCCAGCCAGGACGCCGUCGACGCCACUAAGACCGCUAUCGAUGAUCUUCUCAAUGAAGGGGUGGAUCCUAGCGACAAGAGAAUGCAGGGCUUGCAAAUCACGCGCACUGCUGUAAACUAUGCGCUUGUGGCCUGGCGAAUUGGUCGCAACCGAGUCCUUUGUGGUACGAGCGAUGGCAUGCUGCUAGAAUCCGACCGCAGCAAGGGCUCUAGAAACGGAAAAGAGAUUAGCCGUGACGAAUCGACCGGCAAGCGGUUGACACAACUGCGUGAGAAAGCUGUGCUCUAUGACUCCAUCCUGCAAAGCAUUGAGUUCAUCCUUGAACUGCCUGGUGUUGCCGCCGAUUCGACAUUUGUGCAGGAGCUCGAGGCAAAGCGCAGCUAUUUCCGCGCCUUGAGGUGCUUGUCGAUUGCUCGCUCUCACUGCUACCUCGGUAAUUCAAAGAACGCGCUCGCGCUGUUCUCGCAAGCCCUGCAGCUAGUGUCACAGUCUACAGCAUCCAGCCAGUCGACUGCGUCUUCGGAGGGACCUCUCAGACUCGAUAUCUCGCGCAAACAGGUUCAAACUCUUGAGUCUACCUUGCAAGGUUUAGUCGCACAGUACCGUGGCCUCGUCACCUUGGAAAAGCUGGCAGCCGAAGAGCCCCGGGCCGGAGGUGAACGCCCGCUGAUCGAGCGUCUGCAUGAAUACUCUGCCGACAAGGUGGAUUUGAGCAACCUCGUGCCCUACCCACCUCAGAUGCAACCUAUCCCAGUGAAGCCACUCUUCCUAGACGUCGCAUGGAACUACAUUGACUAUCCUCGGGAAGGUGCGGUAGCUCCGGUUGCAGCUCCGGUCCCGGCAGAGGCAGCAGCAGAUGAGAAGAAGGGAGGACGGCGUGGGUGGUUUGGAUUUGGACGGUGA